AUGAGUGUUGCAUCUAAUUCUAAGCAUGAAUAUGAAUUUAAAGAGACUCCUAUUGAAGUAUUAUUUAACAUAUAAUUAAAUAUAGUCAAAGUUCACAUGGACAACAAAGAGUAUAGAAAAACUUAAAGAACUUCAUGUGUUUUAAUAAGGGAACUGGAAAUCAAUCAGUUCGUUACUAAAUGGACCAACACCUUUAGAGUGUAUGUUUAAAUGGCAACAACUCCAUCCAGAUUAAGUAAUGAAAUUCUAAUUGUUAAGACACCUUCUAGAUAGUUAUGGUCACCAGAAGAGGAUGAAUAAUUGAAAGAAUUAGUCUAAAAAUUUGGUAAAAAAUGGAGCAAGAUAUGUACAGUGAUGAAUUGGAGAACAGGAAAAUAAGUUAGAGAGCGUUAUUUGAACUAACUUUAAGGAACAAUUAACUAAGAAAAGUGGACUGAAGAGGAAGAUAAAUUGAUAUUAAAAUUAUAUAAGAAGUUUGGAACUAAAUGGAGCUAUAUUUCAAGUUUUUUGAAUGGAAGACCUGUAUAUUUCUAUAUAUAAAUAUUUAGGAAAACAUGGUUAAAAAUCGAUUCUAUGCAAACUUAAAAAGAAGAUACUAAUGUGAUUUAGGUGAUUCUGAUGAUGAAGAUUUCUAAGAAGAAUCUAUAAAUUCUUCAGAUGAAGAUAAAAGCAAAUAAUAGAUAAGGAGAAGAUCUUAGAAAAGUACUAAAGAGCCUGAAAAAAUCAAAAAGGUUUAGGUGUCAGAUUAAAAUAUAAAAACUUUCCAAAGAAUGACAAGAUCAAAAAAUCAAAAAUAAAAUGAUGAUAGUUAUAAGUAAUAUGGUCCUAAUGAGGACUAAAACAAUGAAAAUAAUUCAGGUAUACAUAAUGUUAUUUUUAGGAUUAUAAAAUAUUGCAAGUUCUCCAAGUUAUUGUACUCCUUAAGCAAAUUAAAUUAAUAUAAAGGAAGAAAAUUAAUUAAAAUGUGAUCAUUUUAAUUAUAAUUCUUCCAAUAUUUAAUAAUCAAUUCCAUAAAUUAACAUGUUCCAAUCACCAAUUUCCCCAUUCAUUUUUAAUAAUUAAUUCCUUCCAUCAUAAUAAACUGCUCUUAUUUAUUCAUAAAAUAAUUAGCCAAUCAUAUCAGAUAAAUUGUCAAUAUAAUAAUUCAAAUAACCAUAGUUUGAUAGAUUGUAAAUGUAAAAUCAACUAAAUUAAUAACCAAGAAUAAACUUUGUUAAUCCUUUUCUAGAUAUUAUGUAAUAACAGUAAAUGUUGAAUUUUCAAAUUCCAAUCUAAUCUUAAUUAAUAGGUUAGAUUGAUCCAAUUAUAUAAUGGGCAGAACUAUGUAAAAUUUACAAUAAUGUAAUAUUGUAGAAACAUUUGUAACCAUGA
Messenger RNA from Paramecium primaurelia, 1371 nucleotides. The record is from the annotation of a GenBank genome assembly. Lineage: Eukaryota; Ciliophora; Oligohymenophorea; Peniculida; Parameciidae.